Molecule: messenger RNA, 759 nt
Organism: Aspergillus mulundensis
Lineage: Eukaryota; Fungi; Ascomycota; Eurotiomycetes; Eurotiales; Aspergillaceae
Exons: 1
Coding region: 1-759 (252 amino acids)
Source: RefSeq, a predicted model, not a curated record
AUGCAUGAUAGUCGACUACGACACCAGCCGAAUGCAAUCAAUGACCUUGGGGACUAUCUCUACCAGACAUCUGCAUUGACAGCAAUGCGAGCAGUCUUCCCUUCUUUCUUCCGUUCUGAACUUCGCCAUGGCCCGUUUGUUUUUGGCCUUACCGACCUUCACCAAAGCAACAUCUUUGUUGAUAAAGACUGGCACAUUACUUGCCUGGUGGAUCUUGAAUGGGCAUGCACUCGACCUAUCGAGAUGCUACGGACUCCGACGUGGCUCACGGGUAAAGCUGUGGACGAGAUUGCUGAAGAAGCCGAAGAGUACGAUAUAAUGCGCAGGGAGUUCAUGAAUGUCUUGGUUGCCGAAGAACAGAAAGUCGAAGUCGUCCAUCUACAAAAUCCAUCAACUACUUUGAGAGGGAGUUGGGCGAUAGGAGCCGUGGAUGAAACUGCAGAAAUACCGGACGCAUGCGGCGAGGUACACGCAAUGGGUAAUACAUAUAAGACUCAACUAUCAGCUACCAUGGAAGAAAACUGGGAGUCAGGAGCAUUCUGGUACUCCCUUGCGCUUGCCAGCCCAACAGGUUUAUUCUCCGUCUUUUACAAGCAGAUUCAACCCAGGUUUCUCAGAUACAGUCCCGAUCAUGACGGGUUUCAACAGGUUAUGCCAUGGUACUGGUCUCAGGAUUUCGUGAAACUCGGAGCACAGAAAAUUGCUGAUAGACGCGAUUACGAUCUUCGACUCAAAGAAGCAUUUAGGCUUGAGGGCUGA